Aureobasidium pullulans EXF-150 is the source of this 1276-nucleotide messenger RNA. RefSeq lists its product as uncharacterized. The transcript has 3 exons. The coding region runs from base 50 to 1138 and encodes 362 amino acids. NCBI's taxonomy places the organism in Eukaryota, Fungi, Ascomycota, Dothideomycetes, Dothideales, Saccotheciaceae. The record is from RefSeq and is a predicted model, not a curated record.
CACUUUGUAUCUCUCCACCAGUCUUAUACCAUAUUGAUUGAAUUCCGUGAUGAUUAGUGGGCUCAAAAGUCGAUCAUCGGCCACGAGACGCCAGGCAGGGCAAUAUAAUGAUGCGUAUGCCGGAAGCAGUUCAACUUCGCAGCUUCAACAAAUCGACGCACAGGUUGUGUCUGGAUCUUCUGCAAAAGCUUCUUUGGGCAUCAAGGUCCUGUCAGAUCAUCCAGAUGCCGAAGUAGACAUAUGUCUAGUCCAUGGCUUAACCGGCAAUAGUCAUUCCACAUGGACACAUGACAAUGGGCACUUUUGGCCCCAAGACAGUCUCCCAGAACGCUUUCCAAAAGCCCGCAUAGUCACGUACGGCUACGACGCCGACGUUGUCAGUAUCUGGCGCAGCACAAGUACAAGCCGACUCCGCGAACACGGAGAAACAUUUAUACUUGCCUUGGCGAAUGAGCGUUCUAAAUCACUGCAUCGACCGAUCUUCUUCCUGGUCCACAGUCUGGGCGGGCUCGUAGUUGAACAAGCGCUCCUCAUAUGUGUUGAGUCCAACGAGUCGCGCUACAAAUCAAUCUCCUCGAGUGCAGCCGGCAUCAUGUACUUCAGCACUCCGCACGAAGGAUCCUAUCUGGCGAAGUGGGGGUCCAUAAUUGUUGGUUUGCUGCGCAGUCUGGGCAGGAACGUGAACCAAGACAUCGUCUCAACUUUGGAGAAAAAGUCAGAGGUGCUCCAGAACGUGGAGACAGGUUUCCAGAGCCAUCUACAACAUACUUGGAAACAAGUGAAGAUCUGCUGCUUCUAUGAACAGCUGCCCAUCCGCGGUUUCACUCACGUGGUGACGAAAGACUCAGCAGUACUCCGAGCCUACACCAGUGCUGGGCUCCAUGGUGACCACAUAACUAUGACCAAGUUUGAAAAUAGCCUAGACCCAGACUUUGCUCUAGCUGCUGGCCAGCUAAGCGAGUGGAUAACCAGUUUGGAUCCACAGACUCGACCAGAGUCUGUUCAGUCACCUUCAUCUGAUGCAGCAAACGAUAGUUCAGCGCGUGGUGGGACCACAACGUACGGAACUGCCACUGGGAUUAACUUUGGGACUAACGCGGCAUUCAAUGGAGGCAAUAUCAGUUACAACGCUAAGUAGUUGUCCUUGACAGUAGUCAUUACAAGUCCCUGCAGCGAGUCUGAAGUCAGCCACUUGUAGCAACGGUGAUAUCGCACAUAGCCUAUGAAGACACCGCUGCCUUUACCAAAGAGAAGCCCAGACCGAAUGUAGGAAGCG